AUGCAAUUAUUGGGCUCACUGAAUUUUUGGAUUCGUUCACCGAAAUCUCAGCAAUCUGAAUGGCUGAUGAUGCAAUUCAGGCUUUCUUUUUCAGGGCUAGCCAUAACGACGAUGUGUAUUGAUUUGGUUGGUGUACAAUACAUAAGAAAAAUACACUAUUUCGGUCGAAAGAUUCAAGAUGCCCGAUCUGCACUGGCCGUCGUUGGAGGGAAGGUUGUUCUUGUAUCCGAGUUAUACGCGAAUUUGAUGCAAAAACGUGCAAGGGAAACCAGUCGGGAUGCGUUUAUAAUCGAGAAUCUUUAUAUAUCAAAACAUAUUAUUCCGUUCAUUCCGUCAGACAUUCGAUGGAUCAGGUAUAUUGAUCAGAACGCAGAAUCGAUUUCAUCCUCAUCGUCAAGUCUUGAGCUGCAUUCAUGCCGGUUUUGUCAUUCUCGAUUCAGCAUAUCUCGCCAUGCAUGA
This is a messenger RNA of Anisakis simplex (herring worm), 459 nucleotides long. The record is from the annotation of a GenBank genome assembly. Lineage: Eukaryota; Metazoa; Nematoda; Chromadorea; Rhabditida; Anisakidae.